Messenger RNA from Protopterus annectens (West African lungfish), 8896 nucleotides. It is a transcript of the gene PARP4, whose product is annotated as poly(ADP-ribose) polymerase family member 4. Lineage: Eukaryota; Metazoa; Chordata; Ceratodontiformes; Protopteridae. The record is from RefSeq and is a predicted model, not a curated record. Gene Ontology annotation, cellular component: membrane. Gene Ontology annotation, biological process: vesicle-mediated transport. Gene Ontology annotation, molecular function: NAD+ poly-ADP-ribosyltransferase activity. The transcript has 41 exons. The coding region runs from base 319 to 6465 and encodes 2048 amino acids.
CAGCUAGUAAACACGCCUCGUUCAUUGCGCUUCCUGGAGCUGCAUUGGUGCGGGGUGGGAAAAUAGGCGUGUCUCCGACUGCGGAAGUUACCAGAGGAGUGAGGUUUUGUCGACUUGGACUUUUCUGUGAAAGUGUUUACAAAUAAUUAACACGGCUAUAAAAAAUAAGAAUAGUAAUCAAGUAGUCUUUUUAAAAGUGACAGUGGAAUCCACUUUUGCACACGUAUGUGGAAGGAAAGCUGAGAAGGAUCCUAAUCAAAAGCUUAAAGGCCCGUACUCCUUUUGAAAUUUUAAUCAAGAUUUUUUAUCAAGAGAACCAUGGGUGUGUUCUCGGAAUGUGUAAUCGUUCUGGAGUUAAGGAAUUUACCUGCGAAGGAAAAGCACAGGAUACAAAGUUGUAUCAAAGAAAAUGGCGGCAGUAUUUCAUAUGUGAUAAAUCGUAAGUGCACACAUGUUGUGGUAAAUGAUAUUGACACAUUGAGUGAAUCACGACUUACAAAGAUCCAGAAAUUUCAAAUUCCUAUUGUGGGUACCAGCUAUUUGUGGAAAUCCAUUCAAGAAGGAAGGCUGGUAGAUCCUGACUGGUGUAAACCUUAUGAGGAUUCUGAAACUUCAUCAGAAACAAGUGAAUACACCACUGAUUCAGUGGAGUUUGACGACCUUGCAAUUUGUGAAAAAAUUGCAGAAGAUAAGAAAUCCAUUGGCACAUGCAGGAUUUACAGUGAUCAGGAUAUCCCUGCUUAUCCUCAAGACUUUGAAGUUGUAAAAUAUGCUGCUCUUGAAAAGAUUUCUGAAGACGGAAGAGAAGAGAUGGUAGUUGUUGAACUACAUAGUUCUUGGCAGACUUCAAGAGCUUGUUUCCGUAUACUGGCACACUUUGGAGUACCAGAUAAUUCACAGGGAGUCGCAAGCAGAAAACACUUCAUAUUUCCUGUGAGCUCUGAAGAAGCAGUGGAAAUCUUUUCCCUCUAUGUUUUUGACUUAAAGGAGAAGGACUUCACAGAAACCAAGAAUAUUUCAGCAGCAUUACAUCUGGCUUCUGACAAAGCACUCGUGAUGCAUUUGGAGGAAGCUUUAAAUGUGAAAAGCAUUACUUCAGAAGUUGGAGCUUUCGUUGAAAUGAUCUGGGCAGAAGUGAUUGGCCACUUGGAAGACAUCUUGAUGUGUCCCGUUAACAAAAUUAGUAUUAAUGAUGUCAUUAAAGCUGAAGGUGUUUUACUUCGUGCUAAGAAAGCUUUGGACAGAGCAGCAGAUACAGCUGAGCAGUGGGAUAUAAUCUUAGAAUUCUAUCGACUUCUGCCUUUAAAGGGAAAUGUGGACUUGAGUAUUAACAAGAAAAUGCUGUCUCAGAAAUAUGACCUUUGCCAGCUAAUCAAAGACAUGAUUAGUGUAUGUGAAGCCACGCAGUGGAGUGCAGAAGCACCUACUCUUUCGAAGUAUCGCUCCCUUCGAUGUGUUAUUGAACAAGUGGAUAUGGACAGCACUGAAUUUCUUAAAGUCCAAAAUCUGGUUCUGGAAAAAAGAGAACACAGUGAUCCUCCUGUUCAAAUUUUAAAAAUCUUCAGAGUUGCCAGAACAGAUGAACUCCAAGAAUUUCAGGGAAAUCUCAGUAAUAUACAGACUUUAUUUCAUGCUUCUUCAGCAAACAAUUUUGUCGGCAUUUUGUCUAGAGGACUGUUACCACCCAAAAUUGUUGUAGAGGACUAUGGUAUAGAGAGACGAGAUGUUGGAAAUCUGGGCAGUGGUAUCUACUUCAGUAAUUCAACCAGUACAAGCAUCAAAUAUACACAGCCGAGUAAUACUGAUGGCACUCGUCUUAUGCUGGUUUGUGAUGUUGCACUUGGUUUGACAAAAGACUACUAUCGAAGAGAUUUCACAUUGAAAGCUCCCCCAGAUGGAUUCCAGAGUGUUUGCGGAGUCCGCGGAACAGCAGGAAUAAUCAGCGACUUUGAGGACUAUGAAUUAGUUGUGUACAAAACCAAUCAGGUGAUGAUGAAGUAUAUAGUCCAGUUUACCACCGAAGGAGAACAAGCCAAGAACUUCCAGCCAGCUCUUAAUUUGGAAUCCGAUCAUCUAAGUGAUACAGCUGAUGAGGAAGCUGAACCUGUGAGUUUUAAUGAACUGUUUCAUUUGGAAAAUCCUUUGGGUAAAGUCAAGGCUGGCCUUAUAGAUAGUUCUGGGAAUCAACUUCCUCUUCAAGAAGUCCACGUUAAAGGAAGUAUUAUCGAUUUGAUUGCACAGGUGGUGGUGUUCCAGACGUACACAAAUCAGAGUGAUAUUCCCAUUGAGGCCAAGUAUGUUUUUCCUCUGGAUUCGACUGCAGCAGUCUGUGGAUUUGAAGCUUUUAUUAAUGGAAAACACAUUAUUGGUGAGGUCAAAGAAAAGGAGCAAGCACGUCAUGAAUAUCGUCAAGCAAUUAAAGAAGGCCACGGAGCGUAUCUCAUGGAUCAAGAUGCACCUGAUGUUUUUACCGUGAGUGUUGGUAACCUUCCACCUAAAGCAACCGUCCUGAUCAAAAUCUCCUACAUCACUGAACUAACACAAAACGUUAGUGGAGUAAUGUUCCAAAUGCCUGGAGCAGUGGCACCAUUCCAGAGAGACAGUGCUUGUAACGAGAACACACAGGAUACAGUGCAAACAGUUUGUGUGACAGACACAGAAAAAAUAGGUGGACUAUCUGUUGAGCUGUCCAUUGAGAUGCCAUAUAAUAUAGAAAACAUUGUCUGCUGGUCGCACAAGAUUCAAAUGAAGAAAACUCUGACCAAAGCUGUGGUUUCAAUGCAGACCACAAACAAUGAGCAGGACUUUAUUUUGUACAUUAGGAUGAAUGGAUAUUAUGUGCCUAGGAUGUGGGUAGAAAAGCAUCCUGAUGAAGAAAGUGAGGCUUGCUUGGUAGUAUUUUGUCCAGAACAUCAUACAAAUAAAACAGAAAGUGUCCAGGAUUCUGACUUCACAGAGUUCAUCAUUUUACUGGAUUGUUCAAGUUCCAUGAGUGGUUCAGCACAUCACCAAGCCAAACAGAUUGCCCUUUACGCACUAUCAUUUAUUUAUAACUUGAAAGUCAAUGUCAUCACCUUUGGUUCAGGUUACAAAGAACUCUUUUCCUACCCCCAGGAUACCAGUAAAGAACAGAAAGAAGUUGAAGAAUUUAUUGAGAAUGCCAAGCCUACAAUGGGAAAUACUGAUCUGUGGAGGCCAUUGCGUAUGUUGAACCUCUUGCCACCUUCCAAGGGAAUACGUAAUAUCCUCCUGAUUUCAGAUGGAUACAUUCAAAAUGAAAGCCUAACACUAAAACUGAUAAAGAAUGUUAAACACUCCAGGAUUUUUUGUUGUGGGAUUGGUUCUACAGUGAACCAACACACAUUGAAACUGCUAGCCAGAUACGGUGGUGGAGUAUAUGAACUAUUUGAUCCAAAAACCAAGUUUAACUGGGCAGAAAAGAUGUCUACAUUAAUGAUACAAAGAAUAAGGCAACUGGGAUGCACUUCCAUUUCUGUUAAGUGGCAACAGUCUAGCAGAACUGAACAGGAACCAAUUCAAGCACCAGCACAGAUUCAGACUUUGUUUGCUGGUAAUCCACUUCUCCUUUAUGGAUUUGUCCUUCGUUGUUCUCAGGCUAACCUUUUUGCCACCUUAAAUGAAAAGGAGAUAAACACAGUGGUGUCCACAACAGAACUGCAAAAGACUAAAGGCACGGUACUGCACAAGCUGACAGCUAGAGCCAUUAUUCGGGAUUAUGAAGAAGGAAUCUUCCAUGAGGAAGAAACAGAGCAUGAGAUGAAGAAGCAAGAACUGAAAAGUAUGAUUAUUUCCCUCAGCAAGAAGUACUCUAUUGUCACUCAGUUUACAAGUUUUGUAGCCAUCGAAAAAAGGGAUGCAGAUGAGGUCCAGUUGACAGAUUCCAUGAAUACUGCUGAAAUUAUAGCCAAAGAAGAUGUGGAUAUUCUGCCAUAUAUGGAUUGGGAGAAGAUUGCAGAAGAUGCAGAAAAAGAAGAAGAAGAAGAAAGGGGAUCAUCAUCCUCUCAGGGACUGUGUGGCUUUGCAUUAUUUGAUGAUGUUGAUGAAAUGAUGUCUGAGGAUAUAACAACUGAUGCUGACUAUGAAGAAAUACCACCUGAAUUUCUGGCAAGAAUGAGCCCUGAAGAGUCUAAUUAUGAGCCUAUACAUGAACCUAUGAACCUAUUACAAACAUUUCCUGUAUCUAUGCGAUGUUUAUCUGAAAUAAUGUCUGAACAACGAGAUGUUCGAAUACUGGGGAAGCCUGAACCAGAAGAGACAGAGCUACUAGAUGUUCCAGUACUGGGGAAGAUGGACCCUAUUGAGGAGGUGAUAGAUAUUAUGAGACUGAAUGCUGAUCAAGUAUUUGAGAGGGAUUGUAAGCUUUCUGAACUGGAAGAUCAUACUGAGGCCCUACUGGCUGGAGCAUCUCAGUUUGAAUUUAAAGUUGCCAAAUUAAAGAAAAAAUCCAAGAAACAUCCAUCUUUUGCAAUGACAAGUGAUUCUAGUGAUCUGAUUACUGGGAUGGUAGAGACUGAUUCUAGAAUUCAUCAUGGAAUUCAUCCUGAAGAUAAAUCAUGCAAACCUCCUAAACCCCUUAUGAUGAUGCAGGAAGAUAAAGAUACAUUUGAAAAAGCAAGUCAACAAGAAGCAGAAACUACUAAAGACCUUUAUGACCGCGUAACAUCUGUGAUGUCUUUUGGCAUUCCUUCUAAAGAUAAAGGUGUUCAGCAACCUCUGAGGUUUGGGGCUUCAUUAGCAUCUACAAAGUCUGUUGCUCGUCAGAGUAGUAGCGGUGCCAUUCCUUUAAAACACAAAAAGCAUUCUGUAAUGUUUUCAGAAGAAAUGCAAGUACCAGAGAAUUCAUUCCAGUUUUCCCCACAGGCAGCUUCCGCCUUUGACACUGCUUCUUUUGAUAAAUCUGAUGGAACUGGUUUUGGUUUUAGCUUCAGUUCUGCUCCUCCUGCUCCUGCUCCAGCUAGUAUCUCCACUCGUCCCACUUCUUCCUUAUUUGGUUGUCCUCCUUAUACAGCUACUCCCUCUGUUCAGAAAGAAGCCAUUACGUUUGAUGCCUCUAACUCUGCCUUUGGUGGUUCAAGGCUAUUCGGAAAACCAGCUCCACGAGACAUUAGCUGUCCACCUCCUAUUCUAAGAUCCAAGUUUAUAUGUGUGAAACCCAUAAAAGUGUCUGAACUCUCUAGUACAAUUUCUUCUGAUGUGGAUUCUGUCAGUAGUAGUCCUUCUGAACCCCAGCCUCUAGAAGCCCCUACUUUUCAUCCUGCUCUACCUCGUCCAAAACCUGUUUCUUUGUUUUCUCAGUCUGCAGCUCUUCCUGGUGGUACAUGGUUUGGAAUACAGCCAUCUGCAGCUGCACCUCCUCCUCCUCAGACUUAUCGAUCUUCUGGCCUAGCGUUUGCUGAUACUGCACUUUCUACCCCAGAUCUUAGUUUUCCUGCUCCUUACCCUCCUCAGUCUCAACCUCUUCUUCCUCCUACCAUAGAUAUUAGUUCUUCUGCUGCAUGUCAUUCUACUCUUUCUGUUUAUGGUGGUUCUCCUGCUUCCUUUCCUCCUCCUCCUCCUCCACCUCCUCCUUCUUCUCCUCCACCUCCUCCUUCUUCUCCUCCUUCUCCUCCUCCUCCUUUUACUCUUUAUGGUUCCUCUCGUGCUGCAUGUCGUGCUCCUCCUCCUCCUCCUGUUUUUGGUUCUUCUUUGUUUUCUCUGCCUGUAGUUAUUCCUCCUGUUGGCAAUGCUGGUGCAUUUUCUACCUCGUAUCGUUCUCCAUGUUAUGCCCCCAUUUCUCCUUCCAUAAAGCACCCUACUGCUUUUAAACAUUUAUCAAAGUUUCAGUUACAGCGCUCAGAUCUGCUUCUGGAAAAGAGAAGUAGCUAUCGUUUUCCCAUUCGUUCACAUCAGCACCAGCAAAGAUUACAAGCUGCACGGGAUAAAACACAUCUCAUAUCUUGGGAAGGAGUCUUUGAAUUACAAAAUCAGGAUGGAUACUGGCAAUUCAAUUUACAGCUUGGAGCAUAUUUAGAAAUGGAUUUGACCUAUUUACAUCAGUUCCUUGUACAGAAUGGAAUCCUGUCCUUAGGUUCCAAAGCAAGUAAUGAAGUAGAGUGGUUGAUUGCUACACUUCUGAUACUGCAACUGAUUCGUUUUACUGGGCAACUGGAAGGAAUCAUAUUGAAAACUCUCCUCAAAAUGGAUGACAGUAUGACAUCCAGUUGUAGACAUUGGGCCUUUGAUUCAGUAAAGAAAGCAGUGGAGUGGGCAAGAAGAACAGACAAAAAGUAUCCUGCCAUCUGUAGUCGUCUUCAGCUGGGAAGUGAUUGGGAAAUGGCUACUCGUCGACUUCUAAACAUAGAGCCUGCUAAAACCGAUUAUCCUCCUCACAUGGCCGUAAUGGCAGCAAAAUGUCAAGAAUUUAAUCAGAAGUGCGUCUUACCAUUACGUUUGUUAUGUGCGUAGGCAUAGAGGUGGAGGGAGUAGCCUACCUUACUUGGUAUUACUAUGAGCUUUGUGCUUCUGAGAAACAGGGAUAAAAAAUAAACUGUCCAUAUGUUAAAGUCAUGUCAGAUAUCUGCAUUUUCACUUGCUUUCUCUACCAAUGAGAAUGUGUUUUUUUUUUUUUUUUUUUUUUUUUUUUUUUUUGCAUUUUUUAUGUGCUGUCUUUGUUUUCUGGGUGUGUAGAAUGCAUGUUUAGUAUAUUGAUUUGUAUAGUUGUUUUUAAUAUUUGAUUAUGAUAUGUAUAGGCCUCAGCUUUUUGAUCAGAUAUUAGUACAUUAGAGAUGUCUAAUCCACAAGGAGAAAUGAAUCCAGCUGAUAUCAGCUUUGCUUUCUUUAUAAACAUGAAUCUCAGAACCUGUUUCCAAAGUUUUAGGAUCACUGUUUUGUGAGAUGAUUACAUGACUACUGGAAUUUCAUUAUGAAGCAGUUAAAUAGUUAUAGUCAUGAACACAGUAGUUUGGGCUUCAUACUCCACAAUAACCCUCCAGUUAUUACUGCUGCAUACUCUACAGCCUGUCAUGCUUUAUUGCUUAACUAAUGUUCCCUAAGACCCUUUUAAUGUUUUUGUACAAGCAAAGUAUUUUGUUAUAAUGGUAGAUGUAGAUACAUUUACCACUGUCAGCUGAGUAAAUGAUGAGUCUGAAUGAAUGUUUCUAUUACUGAAGUGUUCAUCAGAUAGGCUGAUAAUUAUAUACACAUUUUGUUCAGUAAAAUUUAUAAGAUACUGAUAUAAAACAAUUGCCCGAUCUCAGAGCAGUAGUUUAGUAACUGAUAUUCCAAUACCCAAAACAAACAAAGAGAGACUGAAUGACUGAAAAUGCAGACUUAGACAUGCAAGUCUGAGACUGCCAUUUCUUAGAAUAUUGUCAUUUUUGCAGUAUGGCAAUCUUGGCGUUGGUAUAUAUAAGUUUGGAGGGUGCACUGGAGUUGUCCCAAAGAGGGAAAAAAAACAACUAAAAAAAUAGCGCUAUUUGAUAUUCUCUUUUCUCCUGUAUUGUGAGAGGGGUUUUUUUUGUAAUUUUGGAGUCACAUUUCCAAGUCUUGAAAUUAAAACCGAGAGCCCAAUACUUUUAUUUGAUUGAUUUAAGGCUAGCAAUUUCUUUCAAGCAGGCUAAUUGACAUCAUACCAAGCUGGAGUUAUUUUUGUUUUAUUUGACAUUUGUUUAUUUGUGUAUUUGUUAUUGUAUAGAUGCAUGAUGACAUAUCAUGAAAAUAAUCCCAGCAAACUUCUGCUCGGUAUCUUUUACUACUAUCAGAAAUACCCUCUAUUGCUUCCAUCUUAAGUCUUAGUUUUCAAAUUCUUGGAAGUAUGCCCUCCAGACUUUUCAUUGGUAACAUCAAAGAGCAUGUUCUGAAUACUGGCAAAGAUUGCACCAGAGCUGUGACACUUGGCCCUUAAUUUUUUACUGAAAAUAAAAAACUGUAAUGAUCAUUCUGUACAGACAUUUGAAAGAACAACAUUGUUUUGUUAUUGUUUUUGUCCUUAUAGUGCCCCUAUGUUAAAACUAUUUUGACCCAAUAUUCCACAUCUUAACUUCAUGCCUGUAUGUCAGAAUUUCAAAAGUGCAUUUUGUCUGUAUCAAACAGGACUGAGGCUGCAGCUGAAGUAUUUGUAUGUGUGCUUCAGAGUAUUUUGAUUUUUGAACCGGCAUUGAAAGCAGUAGCAUUUUUAGAUAUCACCUAAACAUUUCCAGUGUAAUUUUUAUAGGUUGUAUUGUCAUAGGUAAAUGAAGUUCAGUGGUUUAUAUCUGUCCUGAUAUGCAUUUAAUGUCUUUUUGCUUAAGACAAAGAAGUCAUGAAGAGUUCUAUGUGUAUGUUUGUGAAAUACAAUUAUAAGGGGUAGGGUACACACUUGCUAAGAACAUUUAACAUUUUCAAGGCACACAUAACAGUGAUAAUUAUCAGUACAUUUCCCAUAAGUUCUCAGUGCAGGCCUAUAGCUCCUUUUUAAUUCAUUGCUAUAAAUGUUUUACUAUUUUUUGGAACCAUAAUGCGUUUUGAUGCUAGUAAAAUUAAUCUUUGCCAGAUGUGUCAUGAAUCACCUGUGUUGUUAAAAGGAUGUGCCUCAAAUGUAAUUUCUUGAGAUUUGGGUCAAACAUGAAAAAAGAUUAAGGAUAUGACAAUGUAUUAAAUUGUUUUAACAUUGUUGAUAAUUACAUACCUGCAUGUUUAUAUUGUGGCUCACAUGAGAAGCCCAAGUAUCUAAAGCUUAUAUAAGAGAAAGUUCAUCAUGCUCAUUGUGUGUCUUUUUCCUGAAUAUGAUUGUUGUGACAGUUUAAUAUUGUUUUUAAAAUGUUUUGCAGUUGCACCAUGAAGUCACUUUUAAGAUUGAGUUUUGUAGUUUUACCUACUUUUAUCAUAACAGCAUAUAAUAAAAAAGUUGGAAAAUUUG